Molecule: messenger RNA, 1044 nt
Organism: Auanema sp. JU1783
Lineage: Eukaryota; Metazoa; Nematoda; Chromadorea; Rhabditida; Rhabditidae
Source: the annotation of a GenBank genome assembly
AUGAGCAUAUCGGAUGAGAAUGAGACUUUAACGAACAAGACUGAGCCUUGUAUUCCGAGCGGGUUGAUUGAUAUACAAGCUCUUCUCUCUUUCGUCCAUUUUGCUGAUUCCACAGUCGUCAUAUUGAGUAUUCUCAGUUCAUUUCUUCAAUUUUAUGUAAUACGUCAAGCAUUUUCCCAUAUAAGACGAGGCAACGGAGAUCAAUGUCUUCACGUCUUCCUUCUUAGUAUGACAAUCGGCGAUCUUCUAUUGACUUCUGUUUGUUAUCCACUCGAAUAUAUUCCGGCUUUAUGGGAUUUUCAUCUUCCACGUCAAAUUAAUGUCACAAUGCAUUUCCUUGCAUGGGUCGCUUUGUCCGGAUCGAGUAUUAGCUUGAUUUUGCUCAACUUAGAGAAACUCUUGUAUUUCAAAUAUCCUUUGAGUUAUUCAUCAUAUGUAACAAGAAAACGUGGAGUUCGAAUAACAAUCGGCGUAUGGGUCGCUUGUUUUGUGUUUGUUUCUGGUUGUUGGUUCUUUGAUUGUUUCAAUUGUGUGGAGGAUCAUUGUGGAACAUUGGCAUUAUUACCUCAACGAACCAUGAUGUAUAUAAUGUUUUCGAUAUCCGUUUGUAUAACUCCAACAUUAACAUCUCUUAUGGUAGCAUUAUACAUAUUAAAAAUAGUUUCAAGUCAUCGAAAAAAAUUAGCCGAAGAACAAGCCUUAUAUAGUAUGAAUACGACAUCAGUUUCUCAUGCGAUUGCAUCUCGUCUGAGAACUUUCUAUUUCAUUUUUAUGACAACAGUCUUCACGGCUGCAACUCUAUUACCCUAUCGACUUUAUCAAAUCAAACUGAUCUCCAUGAAGGAUUCUGCGAACACUAAUGAGGUCAAACACUGUACAACUUUACUGGAAAUGUGGACAAUGAGUUAUCUGAUUGCUGUCAAUGCAAUUCUCAAUCCUCUUCUGACGGUUACUGUUCUUCCUCAAUAUCGCUGUCGAGCGGUCAGUAGACUAUUUGGUACUGGAACGAACUCAGAACACAAGCCGAUUGCCACAGAAAUGUAA